Penicillium manginii is the source of this 1554-nucleotide messenger RNA. RefSeq lists its product as uncharacterized. NCBI's taxonomy places the organism in Eukaryota, Fungi, Ascomycota, Eurotiomycetes, Eurotiales, Aspergillaceae. Gene Ontology annotation, molecular function: carbohydrate:proton symporter activity. Gene Ontology annotation, biological process: carbohydrate transport; transmembrane transport. Gene Ontology annotation, cellular component: membrane. Bases 1 to 1554 code for a protein of 517 amino acids. The transcript has 4 exons. The record is from RefSeq and is a predicted model, not a curated record.
AUGAGAGAUCAAGAUAUUGUCGGCGCCGCCUUGGCUUCCGUCUUGCCUCAACAUGACCGCCCCUGGUUUCGUGUCCCACAUCUGCUGCAACUCAAUCUGAUCCUACUCGUUCCUCUUCUCUCAUCUGCAGUCGCUGGAUAUGAUGGCUCUUUGAUGAACGGCCUGCAAUCGAUUGCUGAAUGGAAGGGCUACUUCGGCAACCCGUCCGGGUCAAUACUCGGUGUUGUCAAUGCCGCACAGUCUAUUGGUAGUGUCAUCUCAUUGCCUUUUGUUGGCAUUCUGUCGGAUAGAAUUGGACGUCGUUGGACCUUACUUUCAGGCGCAAUCGUGAUCGUAAUUGCAUCAAUUAUCCAAGCUGCCUCUGUGCAGUAUGGUAUGUUUGUGUUCUCUCGUGUGCUGGUGGGGGUUGGUUCAAUGCUGGUAACACAGCCAUCCCCCAUGCUCAUCACAGAGCUGGCCUACCCAACUCAUCGAGGAAAAUACACAAGUGCGUUCUGGACAUUCUACUACCUAGGAGCUAUAUUGGCUUCAUGGGCCUCAUAUGGUACACAAAAGCAUAUGAGUGGGUCAGACUGGAGUUGGAGAGUGCCUUCAAUUGUCCAGGCUGGGUUCCCCGUCGUCCAAAUAAUAUUCUGGUCCUUUGUACCUGAGUCCCCAAGAUGGCUUAUCGCAAAGGGCAAAAAGAAAGAAGCCGAGGAUCUACUGGCGCGAUUUCAUACCGCUGGCGAUAUAUCGCACCCGCUAAUUCAAUUCGAAAUGAGCGAGAUCGCACGUACAAUUGAGAUGGAGAGUCGAGCUUCUGAAACCAAAUGGUCGACACUAGUUAAGACCCCUGGAAACCGCAAACGUACAUUGAUUGCUAUUUGCAUCGGUGUGUUUGCUCAGUGGAAUGGUGUUGCGGUGGUAUCCUACUAUCUCACGCUUGUGCUGGAUACCGUCGGAAUCAAAGACUCGGACACUCAAACCCUCAUUAAUGGUCUUCUCCAAGUUUUUAAUUUCAUUAUAGCCGGCAGCGCAGCCCUAUUAGUCGAUCGACUCGGACGCCGAACGUUGUUCUUGUGGUCUGCGGCGGGCAUGCUGGUCUCGUUUGUCAUCUGGACCGCAUGCUCGGCCGUAUUUGAUAUAACAAACGCGGGUGCUCUGGGGAAGACGGUGAUAGCAUUCGUGUUUAUCUUCUAUUUCCACUACGAUAUUGCAUACACACCACUGUUAUUAGGCUACCCGACCGAGAUAUUCCCAUAUUCCAUCCGCAGCAAGGGACUUACCGUGGAGCUGAUGAGUGUCUACGGCUCCUUGAUUGUACUUGCUUUUGUCAAUCCAAUCGCAUUGGAUAAGAUUGGUUGGCACUACUAUAUCUUUUACUGUUGCUUCGACGUGGUCGUGCUAGUCGUGACUUGGUUCCUAUUUCCCGAAACUAAAGGUCAUUCCCUGGAGGAAAUUGCGGAGGUUUUCGAUGGGCCCUCUGCCGCGAUAAACAGUUCAACUCUUUAUAAACAGGAUGACUUUGAUGGGAAGGGGAAAUGUAGCACAGAGCAUGCAGAACACGUCGCAUAG